Nasonia vitripennis (jewel wasp) is the source of this 4005-nucleotide messenger RNA. It is a transcript of the gene Tmem63, whose product is annotated as CSC1-like protein 2. Lineage: Eukaryota; Metazoa; Arthropoda; Insecta; Hymenoptera; Pteromalidae. Bases 705 to 2777 code for a protein of 690 amino acids. Gene Ontology annotation, cellular component: plasma membrane. The transcript is spliced from 11 exons. The record is from RefSeq and is a predicted model, not a curated record. Gene Ontology annotation, molecular function: calcium-activated cation channel activity.
AAGAUGAGGUCACUAUACUGCUUCUACACCUGCGCGUCGCAACGGAUUUUCCAAAAAUUUUCAGGCAUCUGCCCCCUUCGUGCGCGUCAUAUGCUUUUUUUGCAGGCUUCGAGCGAAUGUAUAGCGCGCUAUUGUCUAUGUGUAUGUCUGCUCACUAUACUGAUGCUGCUGGCUGCUGUGGACUGUGGGCCAUACUCUUUGUGUACACACUAUAACAUGAGGAGUAUAUCUAUACGUGCAUAGAGAUAGCGUGUCUCUCUGUCUGCUCUCGCGCGGCAGCUCAUUACACGACACGAUGACGUUCGCGAUUGUUGUCUUAAUUUACGUUUCGUUAUUAUCCCUUUGCUGAUCUACAUUCGCGAGUCGAGAGGAUCGAGCGAUUGGAAGAGAGAGAGAGAGAGAGAGAGAGCUGUGACGAUGCUUCUCGUAGAUUCCACUGAGCUCCGGAAGUCGUGACGCUGUUUACGUGAGCGUUAAAAACUUUCUCUCCAGGCACAAGUCAAUACACACCUAUAUCACCGGACCAGUGCUUUGUGAUAAGAAGAAACACAACGUUUGUAACGAAUGCAUACAAUGGGGUACCUGAUAAUCUCUUGGUCAAUAGUGUGGCAUUUGUUUUUCUGGUGUUGUUGUUUGGUCUGCUUCGGAAGAAAGCUUGGAAUUAUGGGCGGUUGGCCCUCUUGCAUAAAACAGAGAACAGGUGGAUGGAGCUGUUUUAUGGUGAGCAUUCUGAAUCUAGAGAUGGUGAAGUGACAUGCAUAGAAGCAUCCGUGAAUUCACAUCUUUCCCAUACGGAUAGAGGAUUUCUAUCGUGGAUAGUAACAGCUUUCAAAUUACCAGAUGUUGAGCUGUUGAAGAGAGCUGGUCCAGAUGGCCUACUUUAUGUCUCUUUUCAGAGACAUUUAAUUGUAUUGACUGCCAUGAUGACUGCCGUUUCGCUUUGCAUCAUUUUACCGAUCAAUUUUCAUGGGAAAAACAGCGGAGAUGAAAGUACUUUCAGUCACACAACCAUAUCCAAUCUUGAUUCCAAGUCUCAUUGGCUCUGGGUACACACGCUGAUACUCCUAUCAUAUUUGCCUAUUGGAGCAGUUGUCAUGCGACGAUUCAUAAAACAAGUCAGAGAUAUGAAACCAGCAGGAGAGUUGGCAGCAAGAACUUUGUUGAUCACAGAGAUUCCAAAGCACCAAUGCAAUGUUGAUGGAUUGACAGAAUACUUUACAGAAGCUUUCCCCACUUUAACCGUCGAGGAUGUAACUCUAGCAUAUGAUAUUAAACAACUAACGAAAUUGGAUGCAGAAAGAGACUGCGCCGAGCAGGCGCGACUUUAUUGUGAGAAUUACAAUAGAAGAAAGGGGCCAUUGAAAAUGUAUCCCCAGCUUUGUGGCCAGGUUGUGGGAUGCUGCUUCAAACAACAACACGUGGACGCGCUUGAAUUCUACACGGCGGAAGAGGCGCGUCUGACAACUCUCGUCGAGGAGGAGAGAAAAGUUUCCUUGAGUCGACCGAUAGGUGUAGCAUUCGUGACGCUGGGCACGCCGGGAGCCGCGAGGACUAUGCGUCGGCAGCUGCGCUCCUCGCCGUCCAUCAAGUGGGUCGUAGACUAUGCACCGGCACCCGCGGACAUAUUUUGGGAAAAUUUGAGCAUCGCCAGGCCUUGCUGGUACUUCAAUGCGAUUAUGAUCAACACCUUGUUGGGCCUUACUAUGUUCUUUCUUACGACACCUGCUGUCGUGGUGACGGCAGUGAACAAUUUGUCGACGACCGGAGAGAUAAAAAAGCUCAGCCCUCUGCUGUCAGCCUUCCUGCCAACGGUCCUGCUGGUCAGCGUGGCUGCGCUGAUGCCGGCUCUGGUUGGACGUAGCGAAGCUCUGGUGAGGCACUGGACCAGAAGUGGCUUGAAUAGAGCUGUUAUGAGGAAGACGCUGCUCCUGCUUCUGUUGAUGGUACUGAUUCUACCGAGUUUAGGAUUGACCAGUGCCCAGGCAUUCUUCGAGUGGACUGUAAGCGCGGGAAAUAAUACCGCGCGCUGGGAGUGCGUCUUUCUGCCCGAUCAGGGUGCGUUGUUUGUAAAUUAUGUGAUAACGGCAGCAUUAUUAGGAAGCGGCCUGGAGCUUGUGAGAUUUCCAGAGCUGGCACUUUAUACCUUUAGGCUAUGCAUAGCGAGAAGUCGCGCGGAGCGCAUUUACGUUAGGAAAGCUGUUCUGUGGGAGUUCCCUCUGGGCGCGCACUACGCCUGGCUACUGUUGGUCUUCACAAUGACGACGGUUUACAGCCUGGCAUGUCCGCUCAUCACGCCCUUUGGGCUGCUCUAUUUAUCAAUUAAACAUUUAGUGGACCGACACAAUUUGUGCUUCGCAUACGGCCCGAGCGUUGGAGGAGGUCAAUUAUCAGGAGCUGCGGCGACCGCUGCUGGAGCUGCGCCGGUUCUCGCACAGGCUGCAUUUCUGGCCUUGGGUCUCGUGCGAACGGAACUAUCGCCAUUAGCCGCAGUCCAACUUAUCGGACUUGCAGCCAACAUUCUGGGUCUUGUCACCGGAGCGACCUUGCCUGCUUCGAAACCCAAGAGCCAGUCAUCGAAACGAGAUUUAUCCGCGGGUCAGCAUUUCGUUGCACCAGUGCUGCGGAAGAAACUUAACGUGGGCAGUCCGGAGGAGACGGUUUCAGGAUCUACAUCUGUGCAAAGCUCACUAAGUACGAAAGUUUAUACCACAAGUUCUUCCACUCAAGGAAGUCCAAAAUUAUAUCAGGAUUACGGCAGAGAACCAACUAACGUGUAACUCGUUACACUGUUAUAGGCUAUUUUGUUUCCCCUUUUUUUGUUUUAAUAUAGAAUAAUAAUUGAUCGGUUGUAUCAAUCGGUGUUUAGAAAGAGAAAGUAUGAGAUGUUUCGAGUAAUGGAGGUAAAUAUCUAACUUAUUUAGCGUUAGGAAUUGGUAAGGAUUAACGAAUUAUCACGAUAGCGAAUUUGUAUUAAAAAUAAAUGGUGCGACAAAAGAGAGGUGAGUGACCCGAUUCCGAUCGAAACAUCGAUUAGUAUUAUAGAAAUUCGUUGAUCAGAAAUUGGAUUCCUUACGUCACUCUGCGAGGUCAGGCGAAAGAGAAAAAAAUUAAUAUUUUAGGAAUAACCGGAAUUUUAAUCAAAGAAAAUAUUAUUGAAGAGAAUCGACGAAGCAAUAUAAAUAUAUACAUAUAGAUAUUUCUACAUAUUUUAAUACAUUGAUUUUUUACUGAAGCCUUAAAUAAUUUUCAUCUAAGAUACUUGAAAGAGAUUUAUUUAGGAAUUUCUUUACAUUUUUGGAUUUCAUUGAUUUGUACAAACUAAAUAUAUAUAUAUAUAUAUACUAGUUGUGAUCUUUUGCAUUGAUAAGAAUGAACAAUCAACUACCAAACGAUAACUAUAUAUAAAAAGAAUUGUAAAAUAUAUAUUAUUUAUACAGGUCUACUUCGCGUUUGUUAUAAGAUUUCAAAUCCAGGCAGAUUACAAUUUUUUACAUUUUUUUCAUCAAAAUUUGAGCCAUCACGCACAGACAUCACGGGCCACACUUUAAUUUAAUAAACGGACAUUAAAAUGUGUAAAAUUGUAUUCGGUUUCGUUUCGGCAAAGUAUUAUUAUAACGGUACUUAAUUAAAAGUACGCAAGUCAAUCGUUGUAUUACACGAAACAAGACUUACAGUGAAUCUCAUUUUAAGCAAUUUUAUAUUUGUACAGUGUCAAACAAAAUGAAUUGUAGGCUGUUUCUUCUUUUUUUUUACUUGAGAAAGUACGUUGUCACGUAUUUAAUUUUUUUAAUGAAGCAGGAUGAUAGUUACGGGGGUACUGCUACGCGACUGUCAGGGAAUAUGGAAAUUAUAAUGCAGAGAUCUGUGUGUUGUAAUAAUGUGCAUUGUAUAUUUUUAUAUAAUAAUAUAAUGUUACAUAGUUAAAAUUAUAUUAAUCUUUUUGACACUCACAUCGAUCAAACCUAACGGUCACGCUCGCUUGUACACUGAACUUAUGUAAAAAAA